CGCUAGUAAUCAUGCUGCCCAUUGUCGUUUCCAAGCUUCCCGCUCCUUUUUCUUUUCUACCAAUGCCGCUAAGUCCUCUCCUUCCCCUUAGAAUUAGGGUUCUUAGUCAUUUCCUGCCAUCCUCGAUUCAGAGUAAGGCUAAGUACUCGUCCAUGGAAAAGGAGCAGCGAGCGAAGGGCUUCCAGGACUUCAAAUAUCGCGGCGUUACUGGGGGUCGCGUUGACGGCGACGGAAUCGCUGACCUUAUCAUCCCCCAUCUCCUCAAAUUAUACGGAUCGAGUGCGACGGCGCGGGACUUUGAAAUCUACUCUCCGAAUGCGAUAUUCGAGGAUCCGCUGAUGUGCGCUCAUGGAGUGAAGCAGAUCAAAUCGGCGUUCUAUUCUCUGCCCAAGUUAUUCAGUGAGUCCAAGAUUGUUGAAUAUACGGUAGAAGAAAAUUCAACCGGACCUGGAAAAGUAGAGAUUUUGAUUGAUAACAAGCAACACUACAAAAUCUUCGGGAAGGCUAUCGACCUAGUAUCGCUUAUCAGGCUGAAAGUUGAAGAAGGGAAAGUUGUUCGCCAUGAAGACUGGUGGGACAGGAAGCCUCUGAAAAACAGGGAAACAGCCAGUCUAGCUUUAACAGGGAGACUAUCAGAAGUGACACGCAGAGCUUCUAUGCUGAUCACUCAUGUCCUGAUGGGUUUUGGCAAGGACCCAAGCAAUUGAAACAAUUUCAUGGUCCAUUCUUUUUCAUAGUUAAUCAGUAGAUUGCUGGAGAAGAUAAUAUAACUUGAAAAAUUGAAUAAGUGAUUGAGUUGUGUUCGUCUGUGUAAUAUUGGUACGUUAAUCAGACCCUAUUCUACACAAAUACAAUGAGGAUGCAUGAUUAAAGCAGAGUUUCCUA
Zingiber officinale is the source of this 885-nucleotide messenger RNA. RefSeq lists its product as uncharacterized. NCBI's taxonomy places the organism in Eukaryota, Viridiplantae, Streptophyta, Magnoliopsida, Zingiberales, Zingiberaceae. The transcript is spliced from 6 exons. The coding region runs from base 12 to 707 and encodes 231 amino acids. The record is from RefSeq and is a predicted model, not a curated record.